GUCAUUUCUUCGUUCUGACACGCGACUCGGUUUCCCUUCUCUCGCUUCGAUGUUAUCUGCUGCAUUUUUUUUUCUCAGUACAGUUACUCAAGAAUCCAAGAGGACGUCAUGACAAGUUUAUCGCAGUUGAAUCGCUUCUCUUUUGGCAAAUCCUUCAUUUAGGAAAUUCUUCAGAGGCAUAACUGAGGUACAAUGGAGGCGGCGACCGCCGCGUCCUGGGGGACGGUAACAGGGAUCAGCGGAAUGUCGGAAACUUAUUUGUCACGCAAAGCCAUAGGUCCAAAAUAUUGGAUGUCCUAUCACAAUGGUUUAAGGAGGAGCCUUAACUUGAGGCAUUACUCAUCAGAACUUGAGAAGCGUAACAUCAUAAAUAGAUGGUUGGAAUUCAGAAAAUAUUCGCCUUAUUUAGGGAAAGAAAGAUGGAUUGCACCAUUUACUUUAUUAGCUUAUAGUGAUGAUAGUGUAGCAGUUAAUGGAACCCCACAAAAAAGUCCUGCUAGUGAUACAGAAGAUAUGAGAUUUAAGUCCGAUCAUUCUUUGCAAAGUGAAAAUCUUAGCAGUGUACUAGUGCAAGCCUUACACGACGCAGCGCGGGCUAUAGAGUUGGCCUUUCUUGAACAUACCUCAUCAUCAAAAUCCCCUUGGUUCUCGAAGACAUGGCUUGGUGUUGACAAAAGUGCUUGGAUUAAAAUACUGUCCUAUCAGGCUGCAGUCCACUCUCUAUUGCAGGCGGCAAUUGAAAUUUCAUCUCGAGGAGAUGGAAGAGAUAGAGAUAUCAAUCUUUUUGUCCACAGAAGCUUGAUCCGGCUGUGUGCUCCAUUGGAGAGUGUAAUUCAUGAGGAAUUGUCUGCCAAGCAGCCUUCAACUUCUGAAUGGUUUUGGUCACAUCAACAUCCGAUGGUUGUGACUACUUUUGUGAACAUCUUUGAAAAGGAUCCUUGCUUUACAGCAGCAACCACACUAUGCUCGACAGGAAAGACAUCCAGAUCAGGCGCUACAAAUGACCUCUCACUACUUAUGCUUGCUUUGAGCUGCCUUGCUGCUGUUACAAUGCUAGGAUCAGCGAAAAUUUCUUGUUCUCAAUUCGUGUCUAUGCUUCCUGAUGCCACUGGUAGAUUGAUGGACACGCUUCUUGAUUUUCUCCCAAUACAGAAGGCUUAUGAUUCUAUGAAAGAUAUUGGUCUACGCAGAGAAUUCCUAUCACAUUUUGCUCCUCGAGCUGCUAGUCUUAAAAUUAAAGGUGGGCGUACUGUUGAAGAAAUCUCAUUUUGGAUUAAUCUUCUUCAGAAACAACUGCAGCUGGCUAUUGGCAGGGAAAGAAUAUGGGCAAAGCUUACAACGUGUGAAAGUAUAGAGGUAUUGGAAAAGGAUUUGGCAAUUUUUGGGUUUUUUAUUGCUUUGGGCAGAAGAUCUCAGUCAUUCUUAUCAUCUAACGGCUUUACCAUGACGGAGAACCCAAUUGAAGGAAUCAUAAGGUAUCUUAUAGGGGGCAGUGUGUUAUUCUAUCCUCAGUUGUCAUCCAUAAGUUCAUAUCAGCUGUAUGUGGAAGUUGUUUGUGAAGAAUUGGAGUGGGUCCCCUUUUAUGGCAGUAACUUAUCUAACAUAAAACAGAUUCAUGAAAAUAUGGUCAAACAAGAAAGAAUUUCUCAAGAAGAAGCAAUUUCCCAUGUCUUGGAUGUGUGCUCAUAUUGGAUGACAAGCUUUAUCAAAUAUAGUUCAUGGCUUGAGAACCCAUCUAACAUUAAAGCAGCAAGAUUUCUUGCUAGAGGGCACAACAUGCUAAUUGAACAUAUGAAUGAACUAGGGGUGUUAAGCUGCAGGAACAGAAAGAAGAAGGUUGCUGUAGAACAUCAAGGUCAACAACAAACUGAGCUUUUGUCUAUUGAGAAAGAGAAGGAUACUUUUGAUAAGACCCUUGAAAGUGUUGAGGAAGCUUUGGUUCGGUUAGAGAAUUUGCUGCAAGAGCUACAUGUUUGUAGCUCAAACACUGGAAAAGAGCAUCUAAAAGCUGCUUGUUCUGAUCUUGAGAAAAUCAGGAAGCUCAAGAAAGAGACUGAAUUUCUUGAGGCUUCUUUCAGAGCUAAGGCGGAUUCGCUAGAGCAGGGGGGCACUGACGAUGAUUCACUCUCAGUUCGCCAGAAAAGUUUUCCAGAAAUGGAUGUGGAAGCAUCUAUUUCUAGUAAAAAAGCUGAAAAAUCUGGUAACAGGUUGGCCAAUAAACCUCGCGGGUUCUGGAAUUUCAUGACACGUAAUUUAAGCAGGAGAGAGCCUACAAUAGCAACACGAGAUCAAAAUGUUGAUUCAUCUAAAUUGGGGACUGACGAGUCUAAUUCAAAUGAGAGGCACAGAUUUGAGCAUUUGAGGAAUGAAUUAAUUGAACUUGAGAGGAGGGUACAACGAAGCACCGAUGAUGCUCAAAAUGUGGAGCUAUUAAACUGUAAUUCAAGUAGUUCAGGUGCAGUCGAAACAGUCCUUGAGCCUGAAUCGGCUGUAGCUGGAGAUGCUACCACGUCAGGCAAAAGGAAAUACAACUUAGUUCCAUUACAAAAGAAGGACACUGGCCUUGCCAAAUCAUUUCAAAAGAUCAAGGAAACUAGUGCGGAUGUGUGGCAGGGAACUCAGUUGUUAGCCAUUGAUGUAGUAGCUGCCUUGGUUUUAUUGAAAAGAACAAUAACAGGAGAUGAACUCACAGAGAAGGAAAAGAAGGCUCUCCGAAGGACUUUGACUGACUUGGCAUCUGUUGUCCCUAUCGGUUUUCUCAUGCUUCUACCUGUCACAGCAGUGGGCCAUGCAGCCAUGCUUGCUGCAAUUCAGAGAUACGUGCCUUCUCUGAUUCCAUCCACCUACGCCCGAGAUAGGCUAGAUCUCUUGAGACAACUUGAGAAAGUGAAGGAGUUGGAGGCUGGCGAGGAGGGGGACUCCGAGGAAGGCAUGCAUGCGGUUAGUUCCACCAGCAGCAGCAGGGGCAAUCCUGAAUAGCGUGCUGUAAGUUUCGGGUUAUUGUAGCGGUGCCGUAGAUGGUGAUUUGACUGCUGCACUGCUGCUGCCGCUUGGAAAGUGAAAAUUGGUAAAUUUAUCAAUCACUUAACAAAACUAUUGUAAACAUAGAUAUUGUGAAAUUUAUAUAUAAUUUUUCUUGGUCUCAUUAUAGUUAUUUCUAGCGCAUUGUUUAUUGCUGUAUAUUAAACUUAAAUUCUGAAUACUUAGUCAUUAAGGACAUAUAUGCAGGAGCUGUUAUUUGUGCUCAAACACAAGAUGAUUUGACCAAGUUUUUUCCUAUUUAAAUUGGAUUACAUCAGGGAUUAACCUUAA
This is a messenger RNA of Dendrobium catenatum, 3312 nucleotides long. RefSeq lists its product as uncharacterized. Gene Ontology annotation, biological process: intracellular monoatomic cation homeostasis. Gene Ontology annotation, cellular component: mitochondrial inner membrane. The transcript has 20 exons. Lineage: Eukaryota; Viridiplantae; Streptophyta; Magnoliopsida; Asparagales; Orchidaceae. Bases 193 to 2979 code for a protein of 928 amino acids. The record is from RefSeq and is a predicted model, not a curated record.